GCUUCCGUAAUUUCUUGAACAAGAGAGUUCUGUUUUUAACUUCUAGUGGCACGCUUGAGUGCGGUGUUUUUCUUGAAAGUUUGUAGUCAUUAGCAGAUCUUAAUUGUUUGAUAAAGCACCACUGGUUUCAGACAUGGGGGUGCCAGCCUUUUUUCGAUGGCUCAGUCGGAAAUACUCGUCUCUGAUUGUGAACUGUGUGGAGGAGAAGCCUCGUGAUGUCAGUGGUGUAACAGUGCCUGUUGAUACAAGCAAACCAAACCCGAAUGACAUAGAGUUUGACAACUUGUAUCUGGACAUGAAUGGCAUCAUUCACCCUUGUUGUCAUCCUGAAGACAAGCCUGCCCCCAAGAAUGAGGAUGAGAUGAUGAUCCUCAUCUUUGAGUUCAUUGACAGAAUUUUCUCCAUUGUGAGGCCGAGACGUGUUCUGUACAUGGCUAUUGAUGGAGUGGCGCCUCGUGCGAAAAUGAACCAGCAGCGGUCACGUCGCUUCAGAGCCUCCAAGGAGACAGCGGAAAAGAUUGAAGAUAUGAGUCGCAUCCGUGAAGAAGUUUUGAGCAAGGGCAUGUACCUCCCUCCAGAAAAACCAAAAGGAGAACAUUUUGACAGUAACUGCAUCACGCCGGGUACACCGUUCAUGUUCAAGCUGGCGGAAUGUCUCAGGUACUACGUUCACGACCGCAUUAAUAAUGACCCUGGCUGGCAGGGAAUCAAGGUCAUUUUGUCGGAUGCUAACGUGCCUGGCGAGGGAGAGCAUAAGAUCAUGGAUUACAUUCGCAGGCAGAGAGCUCAACCAGAACAUGACCCCAACACUCACCACUGCUUGUGUGGCGCUGAUGCUGAUUUGAUCAUGCUUGGUCUUGCCACUCAUGAACCGAACUUCACGAUCAUCCGAGAGGAGUUCAAGCCAAACCAGCCAAGGCCCUGUGAUCUCUGUGGACAGAUGGGUCAUGAGCUGAAAAACUGUGAAGGCAUGGCUAAAGAACCCGGUGCUGAUGAGUCCAUGGGUCUCUUUGGCGCGGAGCAGCAGUUCAUCUUUGUGAGACUGUGUGUGCUGAGGGAGUACCUGCAGUCAGAACUGGAGAUGCCCAAUCUGCCCUUCGAGUAUGAUUUUGAGCGAGCGUUGGAUGACUGGGUGUUCAUGUGCUUCUUUGUGGGAAACGAUUUCCUGCCUCACCUUCCGUCUCUUGAAAUCAGAGAAGGAGCGAUUGACAGAUUAGUGAAGCUGUACAAAAACACAGUCUAUAAAACUGGGGGUUAUCUCACGGACAGUGGAGUUGUCAACCUGAGUCGAGUGCAGCUUGUCAUGUCAGACUUGGGCAAAGUGGAGGAUGAGAUCUUCAAAAAGAGGAGACAAACUGAAUUGGACUUCAGGAGGAGAGACAAGAUGAAGAAGCAAAGGAUGAGACAGCAACAAUUGGCUCAAAGACCAAAGUGGAUGAUGGGAGGUCAAUUUGCUCCUCAAGCUCCUGGUAGAUCUGGUCCCGGCAGCUCCUCGGUGUCAAACCCCCGACAGGCAGCGUACGAGAGUCGUAAACAGAACAUGUCUGGUGGCGGGGCCACGGCCGAGCUCAAGUCUAUGCUCACCCGGGAGGGGGAGGACCAGCGGGGCCAGAAGAGGAGGCCAGAGAAUCAGGGAGGGCGGGGAGGGGAUGACAGCGAUGAGGAGCAGGAGCCCGCUGAUGAUGUCAGGCUGUGGGAAGAUGGCUGGAAAGAUAGAUACUACAAGUCCAAGUUUGACGUCGAUCCAGAUGAUCUUGAGUUCCGCUACAAUGUGGCCAGGCAUUACGUCCGAGGGCUGUGCUGGGUGCUGAGAUACUACUACCAGGGCUGUGCGUCUUGGAAGUGGUACUUCCCAUACCACUACGCUCCGUUCGCCUCUGACUUUGUCAACAUUGGAGACCUGGCCAAUGAUUUUGAGAAAAACACCCAGCCCUUCAAGCCACUGGAGCAACUGAUGGGUGUGUUCCCUGCUGCCAGUAAGAAACAUCUUCCCAUCACGUUUCAGACUCUAAUGGAAGACCCGGAGUCUCCUAUCAUUGAUUUUUAUCCAACUGAUUUCAAGAUUGACUUGAAUGGGAAAAAGUAUGCCUGGCAAGGAGUUGCCUUGCUGCCGUUUGUGGAUGAGACACGUCUGCACAAAGCCCUGGAGUCUGUGUAUCCGGAUCUGACGCCACAGGAACGCAAAAGGAAUACCAGGGGCAGUGACCGACUCUUCAUCGGAGCCUCUCACCCGUCGUAUGAUUUUCUGGAGGGACUCUACGAGGGAGGAGGCACAACUGACCAAGUUCCUAUUGAUCCCAAAUUGACGAAGGGCAUGGCAGGCAACGUCUGGUGUGAUGAGUACAAUAUUGAAAAAGGAGGGGUUGUGCCCACCCCUCUCCCUGAUGUUCCAGACAUCCAUGAUAACAAGUGCAUCACUGUGUGCUACUUGGAUCCAGUGUAUGACGCAGAUUUCUUGUUCCCUGCCAAGGUCUUGCCUGGCGCUGUAAUGCCGGCCCCGACCCUCAAGCCUGGAGAUUGGAACUCCAGGAAUCAGGGCCAGAGGUACAGGCCGCAGCUAGGCUUCCAGCCCAACAGUGGCUACAGAGACAACAAGGACAUGUCCUCAGCCAUGCGCAUGGUCAGGAACGCAACGGGCAUGGGAGGUCAGGGAUUUGUGAUGUCUUCUCAGAACAUGAUGCCCACCAUGAAGGCAGGGCUGAUGGGCGCUGCCCCUGGCCUGAUGGGGGCGGGGCCAGGUCUCAUGGGGGCGGGGCCUGGUGGUGGGGGGCAGUCCCGGUACAGCAACCAGGGGCACCAACAACAGCGAAGCUACAAUGACCCAACAACAGGGGCAGCAACUACCGUAGCGAGGACGGCGGGUACCAGAGUUAUCCCUCCGGGCAGCAGAGACAUCAGCAGGGGCGGCAGCAACACAAUCCACGGAAGAUGCAGAUGAGAAAGCUUACUUCAAGGGAGUAAGAAAGCAGUUUUUACCCAACACGUUGUGUUCAGAAUCUAUGUAUAGAUAUUCUGUUGUCUGACCCAUACUGGAUAAACUAUAAUAUUACCAUGAAUUAUUUCGCGGCCCGUAGCCAUAGACUGUCUACAUCUUCUUACUCACAGAGCUUCUUUUUUUUUUUUUAAACUGGCAUUGUUGAGACAAAUAUGAUUAGCCCCAUGUGUCCUUCCAGUUAUUUCCUGUUUUAUAUCAAGUCUAAAAAUUUAUUAUGAUUGAUAUGAUUGUACAUGUACCAUGCAAGGACUCCUAAACUGAAAGUAAAAGCUCCAGGUCUAGUUUUUUUGGUAUGAUGUUGGUCUUGAUAUUGUGUUCGGUGACGUGGUUGUCUGUGUGUCUGUCUGUCGAAGUCCCAAAAUUUACAUGCUCAGCGCCUGUAAGAAGAUUUGCGCGACAUUCGUUUAUAUGUCUAGGGAUAGAUAACAUUGAUGAAGCAAUGAAAUAUGUUUUGUUAGAAAUUGUAGAAUCUUGGUCUAGUGGUAGUCGAGGGGUUCUUUCAGUAGUUGGAUAGAGAAGGAAAA
Messenger RNA from Aplysia californica (California sea hare), 3519 nucleotides. Its product is annotated as 5'-3' exoribonuclease 2. Gene Ontology annotation, cellular component: nucleus. Gene Ontology annotation, molecular function: 5'-3' RNA exonuclease activity; RNA binding. NCBI's taxonomy places the organism in Eukaryota, Metazoa, Mollusca, Gastropoda, Aplysiida, Aplysiidae. Gene Ontology annotation, biological process: nuclear-transcribed mRNA catabolic process. The record is from RefSeq and is a predicted model, not a curated record.